Messenger RNA from Puccinia graminis f. sp. tritici CRL 75-36-700-3, 426 nucleotides. RefSeq lists its product as uncharacterized. Gene Ontology annotation, cellular component: nucleus. Bases 1 to 426 code for a protein of 141 amino acids. The transcript is spliced from 3 exons. Gene Ontology annotation, molecular function: sequence-specific DNA binding; DNA-binding transcription factor activity, RNA polymerase II-specific. The record is from RefSeq and is a predicted model, not a curated record. Lineage: Eukaryota; Fungi; Basidiomycota; Pucciniomycetes; Pucciniales; Pucciniaceae. Gene Ontology annotation, biological process: regulation of transcription by RNA polymerase II.
AUGGGAAGCCAUUACUCAUUGCCGCUAGGACGAGACCAUAGAUUCUCCCACUCCGAUGAUUCGGAAGCCGUGAGGAAAGGUGAUUUCUCGAAAUCCACGAAACUACGAUCUGAGGUCUAUGAAAGGCCUUCACCAUCGUCCGGAAAGAAAUCGAAGCGUCCCAACGAAAAGCGUUUUCCGUGUCCUGACUGUGGACGCAUGUUCGCGCGCGCCUUUAAUAUGGAAACACACCGGAAAACUCACAUUGGUUAUCGCCCACAUCAUUGUCCCAGGUGUCAAAAAAGCUUCUCCAGGCGUCACGAUUUGCAUCGUCAUCUAGCUGCCGUUCACGAUGAACGUGGUAAAACCCACCAGAAAAGUAUCAGUGUCCACCCAGACCACCCCGCAGAAGAGCACAAUUCACAGAAAAUGUCGCAAUUCUGCUGA